AGAAUCCUUAAACCCUAAACCCUAGUUUCUGCCAAAGCUUUCCCCCUUCACUCUGCUCAUUCACCUGUAGCUUUGUUUUAAGAAAGAGGCUAUUUAAGUUUUGCCCCAACUUAAUUUCAAUUCAAAGAUAACGAAAAAUGUCAUUUGAUGGGAGUUUUCGGGUGGAUUAUGAGCUGCAGAGGUUCCUUUCUCGGUGCCCUGAGCUUGCUUCUAUAUCCCAAUUCGAUUACUUAUUAAAGAAGGGUGAUAAAGUUACAGAAGAAGAAGUGGUGAAUGCUUUGGGACAACUUAUGAUACAUCCAAAGUAUACAAUCCCUUUGGUCGGAUGUUUUCGUCCGCUUGCUCGGAAAAUUGUGGACAGAGCUAUUUCCUUGCUUAGAUUGGUGCCCAGUUUGAGGUGCAACGAUGAUGGUGACUUGAUGGAGGUCGACCAAGCAGACGAUUGUAGAGAAGUUGAAGGUUUAGAUAUUGAAGAUACUAUUCGUAUUAUUGAUGUUUAUGCUAAAAGAGGGAAGGGCUUGAACCUUCAUGAACUAGCUUGUCUGGCAUUUUGUAGAGCUCAUGAUUUGGUCCCUUCAUUAUUGAGGUCUGUAUUGGGUUAUUUUGAGUUUGCUCCCCCUCCAUUCGAAGGAAUUAGACAGAGAAAAUCAGUUAUGGAGGCAGUUGUUCUGGAUGGAGCUCGUUUGCUGAAUGUAGUACGAGUUUCAUAUCGUCUCCUUCUAGCAGACCCUGAAGAUUUUGCCACGAGAUGGAACUGGUCUUGCUUUUUCGACAUUAUAAGUCUGGGUAAAAAUGAAGAGCCAAAUAGAAGUGCGUUUGACUUAAGAUGGUAUGGGAUAAAAAUACUGUCGAUAGUUUUCAAGUUAAAUGACCAAGCUAUAGCAAAUUUCAGUCGCUGUUCUCAAGAAGCAUAUUGCUGUUCACUGAGCUGGAAAGAAUAUUGUCAGGAUGGAGCACUGGAGAAAGCAGGCUGGUAUCUUGAAUCCUCACAUGAAAAUAAUCGGGACUUAGCUGGUGGAAGCAUGGGACUCAAUCGAUGUCAUUCGUUACAAUCUUCACCUUUUGAUUCUUUAAUUCUGUCCUCAACCAUUCAGGAGAAAGGGGACAGGAAAUUGACAUGGGAAUGUGGGAAACCUUUCAUCCUGACUUCUGCUAUGCAGAAGAGUUAUGAGAUGGUGUUCCUGGCUUUUAGUCAGAGGUGGCCUGUUCUUUUGUAUGGCCCUGCCGGUGCAGGAAAAACUGCAUUGAUUUCAAAGUUAGCAGAACUUAAUGGGGAUCGGGUUUUAUUCCUUCACAUGGAUGAGCAAGUUGAUGGCAAGAUGUUAGUUGGCACUUAUGUCUGUACAGAGCAACCUGGUGAAUUCAGAUGGCAGCCUGGUUCACUUACCCAGGCUGUUUCCAAUGGAUUCUGGGUUGUCUUUGAGGAUGUUGAUAAAGCACCUCCUGAUGUUCAGUGCAUCUUAUUGCCUCUGUUAGAAGGCGCAACUUCGUUCUUCACUGGGCAUGGAGAGGCAAUCCGAGUCCAUGAAGGUUUUCGGUUAUUUUCCACGAUGACAAGCACUAAGAUAGAUAUAUCUAUGGAAGGUAGGAGUUCUGUUAGUGCACUUUGGCGGAGAGUAAUGAUCGCACCUUCAAGUCAUCAGGACUUGCUGAAGAUUGUGAGCAAGUGGUAUCCAGAAUUGGAGUCUCUGGCCGCAGAACUUAUUGGAACAUUUGAUAGAGUUAAUGAGCUAGUAGGAUCUCAUUUUGGAACUGGUGCCUAUUCAGGUUUUCAUGGAAGGUUUACACUAAGAGAUCUUCUCAAAUGGUGCAAGAGAAUUGCAGGUUUAGGUGUUCAUUUUAGCGGGGAUGGUCUAUCAGCUUAUGAAAACAUUUAUAAGGAGGCUGUAGAUAUCUUUGCUUCCUUUUCAACUUCACGUGAAAAACGGUUGGCUAUUGUGAAAGAGAUAGCUAAGAUGUGGUCAGCAGGACCUGUGGACACAUUGUAUCCCAUUGAUAGGCCUGUUAUUCAGGAACUGGCAUCUGAUUUACGUAUCGGAAGGGUUGUACUUAAGCGUAACCACAGGGCUACCUGGGAAGAGAAGAAGCAUUUCGUUGAGAUUCGGAAUCUAAUCCACGUGCUUGAGAGGAUAGCGUGCUCUGUUAAGUAUAAUGAGCCAGUUCUUUUGGUGGGUGAGACUGGUACAGGGAAAACCACUCUUGUACAGAGUCUUGCUUCAAGACUUGGUCAAAAACUUACAGUCCUGAAUUUGAGUCAGCAAAGUGAUAUCACAGACUUGUUGGGUGGAUUCAAACCAAUGGAUGCUCAGUUCAUCUGUAUACCCCUUUAUAAGGAGUUUGAGAACCUUUUUACCAUUACAUUUUCGUCCAAGGAGAAUGAAGUUUUUCUUGUACGUUUAAGGAAGUUUGUAUCUGAAAAGAAAUGGAAGAUGUUAUUAGGUGGAUUUCAGAAAGGUGUCGGAAAGAUAAUUGAAAUAGGAAGAUCUGGGUCUGGUACAAAGCGGAAGAGACCUUUGGAGGAUAAACUGAUAAAGGCUUGGGAAGCCUUUUCCCUGAAACUAGAUAAAGCGCGUAUGCAGAUUAGUGCUUCUGGUGGAAUGAUAUUUUCUUUUGUAGAAGGAGCUUUUAUUUCUGCACUUAAGAAUGGUGAAUGGAUACUGCUUGAUGAGGUGAACUUGGCUCCUCCGGAGACCUUGCAGCGAGUUAUCGGUGUACUUGAAGAAGAAACUGGAUCUUUGUGUUUGACUGAAAGGGGUGAUGUUGAUUAUGUCAGUAGACACUCGAACUUCCGCUUAUUUGCCUGCAUGAAUCCUGCAACUGAUGCUGGGAAGAGAGACUUGCCCAUUUCGUUGAGGAGCAGAUUUACAGAAUAUUUUGUUGAUGAUUUGUUGGACGACAAAGACCUUUCUUUGUUUAUUAGUCAGUUUAUUGAUGGGGAUCAUUCAAAUAGAGAACUAGUCAAUAAAAUUGUACAGUUCUAUAAAGCAGCCAAGAAGCAAUCUGAAGAGAAGUUACAGGAUGGUGCUAACCAGAAGCCCCAAUAUAGUUUAAGAUCUCUUUACCGUGCACUAGAAUACACAAAGAAAGCAAAGAGAACUUUUGGGCUUGCAAAAGCCCUUUAUGAUGGCUUUUGUAUGUUUUUUCUGAUUUCAUUAGAUGAACCAAGUGCUAAAAUAAUGAACCAAUUGAUUACUAAAUAUUUAUUAGAGGGUAAAAUACCUCCGCAGAUCUCCUUUGAUGCUUACUUGUUAGAUAGAGGAAACUCAAGGUCUGAUGAUUUGGUGGAGAGCUAUGUUUUGACUAAGAGUGUCAAGGAGCAUAUUAGAAACUUGGCGCGUGCCAUAUUUGUUGGAAGAUACCCAGUUCUACUUCAGGGGCCAACAUCUAGUGGAAAGACGAGCCUGGUCCAGUAUCUUGCUGCUAUAACUGGUCAUGAGUUUGUGAGGAUUAAUAACCAUGAACACACUGAUCUGCAGGAGUACCUGGGUUCCUAUGUUACUGAUGCAAAUGGGAAGCUUGUCUUCCAUGAGGGUGCACUUGUUAAGGCGGUUCGCAAUGGUCAUUGGAUAGUUCUAGAUGAGCUCAACCUUGCCCCAUCAGAUGUGUUAGAGGCUUUGAACAGGUUGCUAGAUGAUAAUAGAGAGCUUUUUGUCCCAGAGUUGUGUGAAACUGUUCGAGCACACCCAAACUUCAUGUUGUUUGCCACUCAGAAUCCACCUACCUUAUAUGGUGGUCGCAAAAUGCUUUCACGAGCAUUUCGCAACCGUUUCGUGGAGAUCCAUGUUGAUGAAAUUCCAGAAGAUGAGUUGAGCACAAUAUUGACCAAUAGGUGUGAAAUCCCAGAAAGCUAUGCUAGGAAAAUGAUUGCUGUCAUGAAGGAACUACAAUUGCAUAGACAGAGUACUAAAAUAUUUGCUGGAAAACAUGGUUUCAUUACUCCACGUGAUCUAUUUCGGUGGGCUAACCGUCUCAGGGAAUUUGGGAAGUCCUAUGAAGACCUAGCUCUUGACGGUUAUUAUUUGAUGGCUGAGAGACUCCGAAAUAAUGACGAGAAAAAAGUUGUCCAGGCAGUUGUCGAACAGCAGUUGCGGGUUAGACUAGCUGAGGAUGAUAUGUACAAGCAGGACGGAGGAGAUGGAAAUAAGGUCUUGGAGGUUGACAAGCAUUCAGGAGUCGCGGGAAGGCUGGGAAAAAUUGUUUGGACGAGAAGUAUGAGGAGGUUGUACUUUCUUGUUGAGCGUUGUUACAAGCUGCGUGAGCCUGUUCUCCUUGUUGGUGAAACGGGGGGAGGGAAAACUUCUGUUUGCCAGCUGCUAAGUAUUAUUUUGGGUUCGAAAUUGCACAUUUUGAAUUGCCAUCAAUACACAGAAACAUCUGAUUUUCUCGGGGGUUUCUAUCCUGUACGAGAAAGAUCUAGAAUUUCUACAGAGUUCAAGCACCUUUGUGAGAAGUUGAUGCAUUCCAAGGCUUUUGUGAACUAUCCUGGUGAUUCUAUGAUUUCUUCAGAUAUCAAUCAAGCUUCUACUACUCUUCAUAAGCUGUCUGUGAUUUUAAGUAGUUACAGGCAGUGUCUGAUACGCCAUCCUGAUGUAACUGGUCAAGAUGUCGACUACAUUGGACAGCUGAAUUUGGACUUAGUUCAACUGCACCAGAAAUGGCAGACCAUUUUUAUGUGGCAAGAUGGACCUCUUGUUGAAGCGAUGAAGAAAGGGGAGUUGUUUCUUGUUGAUGAAAUCUCUUUAGCUGAUGACAGUGUACUUGAAAGACUAAACAGCGUGUUGGAGCCAGAAAGGAAACUGUCUUUGGCUGAGAAAGGAGGGUCUGAUCUCCAGAAAAUAACUGCUCAUCCUGACUUUUUCCUACUUGCAACAAUGAAUCCUGGUGGCGAUUUUGGCAAGAAGGAAUUGUCUCCUGCCCUUCGCAAUAGGUUCACGGAGAUCUGGGUACCACCUAUUACUGAGUUGGAUGAGCUUAAAAGUAUUGCUCUUGAGAGCAUUUCAAAUGCAAACUUUAGUGUGCUGGUAGAUCUUUUGAUGAAAUUUUGGGAGUGGUUCAACAAUUUACAAACAGGAAGGGCACUUACUGUGAGAGAUCUGCUAUCGUGGGUAUCCUUUAUUAAUGUGACAGAGAGCUUUCUUCAACCAGAAUCUGCGUUCCUUCAUGGGGCAUUUCUUGUUUUGCUCGACGGCCUGAGUUUAGGUACAAAUAUUUCAAGGAUUGAUGCUGCUGGGCUGCGAGAGAAAUGCCUUUCGUUUCUUUUGGAGGGACUAAAGGAGCUCAAUCUUAGUUUUGAUUGCUCAAAUAUAUCCAUGCUGAUGUCUUACGGUUGGCCCGAUCCUGCAAGAUCUGCUGUUAUAGCAUGCACUGAUACAAUGCAAUGUGAUAAUUGCUUUGGGAUUCCUCCCUUCUCUAUUGAGAAAGGUGGGAAUUGUUUUGCUGGUGAAAAAUUCGAGCUUCUAGCACCAACGACCCGCAGAAAUGCAUUUAGAGUGCUUCGUGCCAUGCAGCUUGCAAAACCUGUUCUGUUGGAAGGGAGCCCUGGUGUUGGAAAAACAAGUCUUAUUGUGGCCCUUGGCAAAUUUUCUGGGCACACAGUAGUACGAAUAAAUUUAUCAGAGCAGACGGACAUCAUGGACUUGUUUGGGUCUGAUUUGCCUGUUGAGGCUGAUGAAGGGAUGCAAUUUGCAUGGUCUGAUGGAAUUCUCUUACAGGCUUUGAAGCAGGGAUCAUGGGUGCUUUUGGAUGAACUCAAUCUUGCUUCACAAUCUGUCUUGGAGGGGUUAAAUGCUAUUUUGGACCAUCGAGCUGAGGUUUUCAUUCCAGAGUUAGGUCGUACUUUCAAAUGCCCACCAUCUUUCAGAGUUUUUGCUUGUCAAAAUCCUUCAAAUCAGGGUGGAGGACGGAAAGGUCUUCCAAAGUCCUUCCUCAACAGAUUUAUGAAGGUCUAUGUCGAUGAGCUAGUUGAGGAUGACUAUCUUGCUAUUUCUAGUUCGCUCUAUCCAACAAUUUCACGUUCUCUUCUCUCUAAGCUGGUCUUAUUUAAUAAGAGAUUACAUGAAGAGAUAAUGUUGCUUCACAAAUUCGCUCAAGAAGGAUCCCCUUGGGAGUUCAAUCUCCGAGAUGUAAUUCGUUCCUGUGAAAUCAUAAAAGGUGCCCCCAGUAUAUCAAAAUCUGAUUGCUUUCUGAAUCCUGUUUAUGUUCAAAGAAUGCGCACAGCUGUUGAUAGGCUGGAGGUCUUAAAACUUUAUGAACAGGUAUUCAAAAUGAAGCCCAGCAUAAAUCCUCAUCCUCGGGUUCAGCUGAAUCCCCAGUAUUUGAUUGUUGGGAAUGUAUCUAUUGAACGAAAUCGUUACGUGUCACCUGGAGUGGCCAACAGCGAGCUUAAAAUUUUACCUGGCUUCCGCAACAGUUUGGAAGCUGUAGCACAAUGUGUUAAGAACCAGUGGCUAUGCAUAUUAGUUGGACCUGCAUCCUCCGGUAAAACUUCAUUGAUACGGUUACUUGCUCAGCUGACAGGAAAUGUACUUAAUGAAUUGAAUCUUUCCUCUGCAACUGAUAUAUCUGAGCUACUUGGAAGCUUUGAGCAACACAAUGCUGUUCGAAAAUAUCGUCUUGCCAUCGCUCGGGUUGAGUCCUUUAUAAAUGAAUACUAUGGUCUGCAGCUGGAAUCUUCAUGCGAAGAAUUUAUGAGGAGAAAAGACCUGUUUAUUCUGUGGCUGUCCUUUAUAUCGAGCAUCAAGCACAACCCUCCGACAAGUUCUUGCUCUUCGUAUGUUGAUACUUGGAGGACGAAGUACUUUGAAUCUGCUUCUAUGUUGGUUAAUAUUAUUGAGCAUCUAAAGUUGGUGGUUGAGGAAACAUCAUUGCCUUUAUCUUGGUCGAUGAAGGACUUGGAUAUAAUUCUUACAAUGAUUAAGAAAUUUACAGGUCACCCAAGAACACAUUCCUCAAAGUUCGAGUGGGUAACUGGCAUGCUUAUAAAGGCUAUAGAAAACGGAGAGUGGAUAGUAUUAGAUAAUGCAAAUCUCUGCAACCCAACGGUUCUUGAUAGGAUAAACUCUUUAGUUGAACAAUCUGGAUCCAUUACUAUUAAUGAAUGUGGAACAGUGGAUGGAAAGCCAGUAAUUCUUCAUCCUCACCCACAGUUUCGAAUGUUUCUAACAGUUAACCCUCUAAAUGGUGAAGUUUCACGUGCAAUGCGAAAUAGAGGGGUUGAAAUUUUCAUGAUGGAGCCUGAUUGGCUGUUUGAUGACAAAUGCACUGAAAUUGACAUCGAGCUUGAGAAUGCAAAGAGGUUUAUCGUCCUUUCUGGGGUACCUGCUGGUAAGUUGGUUGAUUUGAUGGCCAAUGCCCAUAUGACUGCGAAGGUUAAAGGUGCACUGCUCAAAAUUAGGAUCACACUGCUUGAACUUGCACGGUGGGUGCAGUUAUUUCAGCAGCUUCUUACGAGCGGUAGCCAGUUUUCAUGGAGUCUGCAAACGAGUUGGGAGCACACCUAUGUUUCCUUAUUUGGUGUUGAUCAAGGGAAGAAUGUUGUUGAUCAAGUGGGAAUUCCUAUAUCUCUUACACCAGAUUUUCAGGACUUUAACUCCUCUCAAGCUGGCUUCUUAUCUUUACCAGGGGGAUGGCCAGCACCCUUGAAAUUGAGGGACUACCUAUUAUAUUCAAAAGAAACUUGUAUAAGGCAAAAUUGCAUGUACCUCGAGUUCCUGGGAGCGCAGACUGCCUGUUAUUCGACUUCUGCUGCAUUGCACGAUGCACUGGCUCCAACUUCUGUGGUUAGCUCACUCGUGAUGGAUACAAAGCUCUUGCAUGCACUGAUGUUUCCUAAAGGUUCAAGUUGUCAAGUUGCUGUUUGUGGCGGGGCAAAAGAACUUAACUUGGAUUUAGCCCAGGAAAUGUUAGUGUAUGCUGCAAAUUGGGCAUUUGAACAGGCUACUGAAAGUGAUUACAAGCUUUAUCUGCUUUGGUUUUCCCAUGUUGGUUCUCUGUUACGGCCACAUUCUUCAUUCUUUAGUUUUUAUGCCUCUAUUCUGGCAAAGGAAUUGGAACAUCCAAUAUGGAAUCAGAUUUUUAGUCAUCGCCGUGAGAUUGUGUCUCAUAAUUUGAUUGAUAUGGAGUCUUGUCCUAUACCUUUACUUUCAGUAGAAGUGGUUGAUUUAACACCAGCUGACAGUGUGUUGAAAUCCUGCAGUGAAGUUCUUGUGAAUGCCAUUAAGAGUGUUAAGUUACUGAGACUUAGCCAUCUGCAGUGGAACUCUGAGAUAGGUUACAAAUACAGUCCUGAAACAAAGUUCUUUAAACCUGUUUUGAGAUCUCUUCAGGAGUUGGAGAACAAAGUGCUUGAAAUAUUUGUCCAGUCACCUUCUUUUGAUGUGCUGUUCCAGUUGUACAGUGACCUCCUUGAACAUCACACACUACUAUGGACAUGCAUUAUUACUUCUCAACUGGAGUACUUGCUUAUUUCUUGGAGAUCUUUGAUGAAGAAAGUUACAAAGUUGUGGGAAUUUUGCCCAAAAGAAGUAGAGACGUUUCAGAGAGAUGUAGAGAAUUUGGAUGAGUUCUCAAAAUGGCCUUCACAGUCGCAAAAGUCCUUGUUGUGGGUCCAUGGUGGGCAUCCAUAUCUGCCUCCUUCUGCUGAAUUAUAUGAGAAAUUGUGUCAGCUACUAAGCUUUUGUGAACGACUUUGGCCAGGAAAGAGAAAGAUCUGGGAGCUAGCAAGGGAUGAUGUAAUCAUUGAAGCGGCUCCAUAUUCUAAUCCAGAACUACGGUUCCUCGCCAUGCAAGGUGUCUCUAUGUCAUCUUAUAUCAUGGCAAAAGUUGAUGAAAAUGGUGUCAGACCUGUUGAGCAGUUGGAGGAGAUGUACCAGAUGCUUUCAAGAAGGUUUGAUUUUGAGAAAGAGAAGUUGGAAGAGAAUUUGAGGAACAUUAAGCAAGCCCCAAGGACCUCCAUUUUACCUGCUUGUUGUGUCUUUUUACCCAACAUGUUGUGUGAAAGGUCUAGCUUUGGUUGUUGGCUAGAGACUCUACCCAUAGCUGACAACGCUAGUUUCUUCCAUGAUACAAGGCUACUUCAGCAACUUUCGACAAUUGCUUUAGCUGAUGAGGAGGAACAAUACCAAGGUUUAACUGCCUUGGCUGGCCUUAUCGAGUCCGCAAUGACCUUUUCUUUAAACUUCUCAUCAAGGCCUUCAUCUGACUUUUCACCUCACCAAAAAAUUUUGUGGACCCUAGAUGCUUGGGAAUCUAUCUAUAGAGUGAGUGAACAGAUCUCCAGUUUUGUUCUUGAGCUGUGGUAUAUAUGGCAUUCAUCUUUGUGGAUGUUGUCACCAACUGGUGCUGAGAACCUCUCAUGGCAUGGAUGUGAUGAUAUCCUACCUGAUGAGCUGUUUAAGCCUUCAAAAAUGGCAGCAAUUCACAAAAUCCUGUAUGGUACAUUUGCUAUCAGGGAUUACCCGAUGCAUAGCCUUAAAAUGAAAGCUGCUUCGCGUUAUCUUUGGCAAGGUUCUCUAGAAGUAGAUACAAAGAAUUUUCUAUUAUCAACUGCUAGGUCACUCUUCCAGCAGAUGAUAUUUGCACACAGAAAGUCUUUCGAAGCUGAGAAGUUUGCUAGAAUCAACGCUUUCUUUCAUUUUGCUACACAGAAGACCAUCUCGCAAGAGGAUGUUCAGGUCAUGCUUUCACUUCUUGCAUCAUCAAAUCACCAGAUGAUUUCGUCUGAUAAGAUGAAAUCUUUUAUUGAGCCUCUGCUUCGAGGAUUGUAUCUCCCAUGCUCAUCUGAGGGCUUCAUGAAUAGGAUAGGAUGUGUAUGGUUGCUGAUUGGGGCCCUCCGCUACCAGCUUCUGAUUUGCUGCACUGAUCUGGAUCCAACUGCAAAAUACUGCUUAAAGUACUCAAGAGUAAUGGAAAAGAUAUCCUCUCUUCAGCUUGAAACUCAGGUACGCAGUGAUUGUGUCCAUUUGGCUGGAUCUUUUCAGUUGAGGGAACAAGAUAGAGAUAGAUCUAUGUUGUUGGAAGAUCUCCAUGCUGAGCAAAAGAAACUGCAAAGAAAGAUUGUUUUCCGCUCUGAACCUGAGAAAUUCAAGGAAAUGAAGGCAGGUUGCGACGAUUUCUUUAGGACGGUUGUCAAAAUAGUUAUGACUACUGUUGGUUGGACACAGAGUUUUAAAAACUUAAGUGUGGAAGAGAUGUCUGGCGAAAUACGCAACUGGCAGGAGAUGGCUACAGAGAUCAUAAAGAGGUUAUCAAAUGAAUAUUCUGCAUACAUGGAUGUAGUUCAGCCAGUCCAGACAGCUAUAUAUGAAAUGAAAUUGGGAUUGUCUCUGGUUCUUUCUGGUGCCUUAAGUGAAAGGUAUCUGGAGGAACUAGGAAAGUUUGAUAUGGAAUCUGUUCUGGCUUCUGUUUAUGCCUUUGUGAGAUACCCAAGAGGAUGUGCUGCAAAAGCUGUUUCUUUCAAUGCUGACAAUAAGUGCACUGAGCUUUUGCGCUAUGAUAUUGAACUUCCAACAAACAUCUCAGCCCUGGAUUUAGAUAUGCUGGAUAAUCUUGUCAAUUAUCAACGGAAAGUCAGUAUUGAUAGCAAGGUGUCGUCCUUGCAACUGAGAACUGCAAUGCAUCAGACUGUUCUGGUUCGCGUGUUGCAUUCUGUUGUGGAUGCCCACUUCAUGGAUAAACAGUCCUUUAAGCUAACGGAUAGGAUAUUUGAUGAGUUAGCAAGAAACUGGAUGCAAAUGAAACUUCAAGUCAGAACAACCGAAGAGAAUAAAACUCAACAAUUUAGGUUCAAACCGCGUGCAUUCAAGAUAGAUAAUAUCCUUGAGAUUGACAUAUCAUCUCUUGGUAGUUCAGCUUCAAAUGAAAGUUUCUUAGAAUGGAAAGAGUUCCACUCUAGUCAAGAAUCUUCAGAGAAACAGAAUGCUGACGAAGAAUCAGAAGCGGUCAUGGACGAUUGGAACUAUGUAGAAGAGUCCAGUUUGAAUGAUAUGAUCCGCGUUCACAAUGAAUUAUUUGGCUCAACUGAUAUAUAUCAAUCUCCUGGAUAUUUCCAUGUAUCUGAUGCGAGCAGAUUGUCUUCCUUUACUGACUCUUACUUGCUGGGAACAAAAAUGAUUAGAGAAAUAGAAGGUUUAUCAUCCUCCUGUUUGGACGCAAAGAUUGCGCCGGAACACUUACUUCGCCUAUGCUUAGAGCAUGAAACAAAGUUUUGUUCACCAAAUAAGUCAGCCCUAGCAUACAAUUUUUACAAGGAACCAAAUUUCUCUAUGUUGGCUAAAAUGGUGGAUCCAUUAGCAUCUCUUAAACAGCGAAUUACUCUACUUUUGAAAGAACGUGAUGAAUAUGCUCUUCAGAGAAUCUUGGAUAUAAUUGAAAUGAUCUUGGCUAUGCCUCUUAGCACCCCAUUGGCUAAGGCGCUCUCCAGCAUAGAGUUUCUUCUUAGCAGAGUUCGGAUGUUACAGGAAACUGUAGCAAAAUUUCCAUUAUCUGAUCAUUUGGACCCCAUAUUUGCUCUGGUGUCCUCGUGGUAUAAGUUGGAGUUCGAAUCUUGGCCUGCUCUGCUUGAUGAAGUUGAAGAUCAGUUUGAGAAGAACGCCGGAAAGUUGUGGUUCCCACUAUAUUCAGUCCUUCGACGUGGGCAGUGUGGUGAGACUGAUGAAUACAACCUAUCUACAAUUAGAAGCCUGAAGGAGUUUACUGAGAUGUCCAGCAUCGGUGAGUUUAAGAAGCGCCUUCAGCUCCUGCUGGCUUUUCAUGGGCAUAUUAGUACUGGUUUAAGGAAUGGAACCUAUUCGAGCCUUCAUCUGGAGGAAACUAUUAAAAUCCUCUACAAUACCUUUGGCUUCUAUGCUCAAUUCUUGCCAAUGAUUUUGGAGCACAUUGGAACUAAAAGAAGGAAGAUUGAGGAAGAGGUCAAUGAGCUUGUUAAGCUAUGCAGAUGGGAACGCCUUGAAGAUUACUUGAGCAUAGAAAGCUCCAGGAGAACCAGGCAGAAGCUCAGAAAGAUCAUGCAGAAAUACACUGACCUGCUUCAGCAACCUGUUAUGCUUUUUAUCAACCAAGAAGCAACAGAAAGUGGGAUACACCCUCAAAGUAAUGAUCCUAGUCUCUUGGUUGAUUCUUUUGAAAGGAGCAGGGGUCUUCUAAAUAUUGUCCUCGAUCAGAAGCAGUCAGAAGUGGACAGCCCUUCAUGGUUUUCUGAUUGGUGGAAGAAAGUAGAGAAUGUCGUACAAGGUUUGCACCUCGACGUAUCAAGAGAUACUGAUCUGUCUAGGAUCAUAGAAGGGGUUGCAGGUGUAAUCAGGGAUGGUCAGUGCUUCAAGUCCUCAUGCCUGUUAUACCUGGAUGAGUGGAAGCAACUCAGGCAAACAAUUGACAAAAUAUGUAGUACUAUUAUUGACUGCGUAGAUGUUUGGGCGGAUGCAAGCAAGAAAAUGGGGAAGAGAAGAGUAUUCUCAGAUCUUCUGAAGCUGUUGGAUAGCUGUGGUCUAUCAAAGCACAGAGCCUUGUUUAUGGAGGAGCAAUGGAGAGUCAAUAUAUUAAUGUGCUGGUUCCUCCAGCCAUCUUAUGAUGUUCAACAUCUCCUGCUAACACAAGGUCUACCAGCCUCUAGAGAUUCUGAAGUUAGUGGCAGACAGCUGCAGAGUUUACUAGAUGAGAGUUUGGAAACCAAAUGGAAAACAGCCAACCUGUACUAUUUUAAGAGCAUAAACUCGGUGCAUGUUUUGCAGCAAAUUUGCCUGAGUUUCCAUAAGGAUUUUACUCUUGAGCAGGUUAACAAGUCAGGAUCUUACAUUGACCACCUCACUAGCAUUCAACAAGAGCAGCGGGAGGUUGCUUAUGCUUUUUCUCAGCGACUCAAAUGUUUGAAAGAAUUGUUAUUGCCUUUAGCAACCUUAACUACUGGUGAUAUCCCUUUCACAAAUGUGAGAAGUGAUCGGUCAUUUGCCAAAAAUCAGUACAGCAUAUAUGAGUGUCUAUGGCAACAGAAGCAACUUUUUGAUAAUUUGUAUGGCAUGUUGUAUGAAGAGCGCUUGUUUGUACAAACUGUUGAAGAUAGCCAUUUGAAUACUUGUUCAAGUGUUAAAGACAGCACAAUGCAGAUUCGCCUUUUCAUUGAGAAACACUUGCCCGUUGUUAAGGAAUCUAAGGAUUUGUUGGAUGGUCAUCUUAUUGGCUUUCAUGGAGUUAGAAGCACGGAAGAAAAUGCAUUGCAUCCUAUUGCCAUCACGAAGCACAUGGAGCAGUUGGUAUAUAAGAAUUUUGAUUUAGUCAAAGAAUUUGAGGUUGACUAUCGUGCUUUCCAUCGGCGAGAUGGAGCUGGAGCAGCUGUUAAGGAUAUCCUGCUUGGGCACUUUGAGGAGAUAUUUGACAAGACCAACUUCAUACAUAAUCAAUUUAAAGCAAGAAACACAUUUGAAGAUAGGGCCCAAGAUUCCAUCCAAUAUACGGGAGAUAUCACUGGACUUCAAGCUGAAUUUUAUAACACCUUGGAGAAUACAUAUAGAGCUAUCAUGAACACUUUGAAUGGUCUUGUGCCUUUGACGAAUGGUCGUGUUCCUCCUGAUGAAGAGAAUAUCAAUGCAUGGAAAAUUCUCCUCGAGUCAGCAACAAGGCAUCUACAAUCAGACCUUAGUGAUCAAAUGGUGAAGACUAUUCAUCUUGGGGGAGAGUUAUUGAACUAUUACAGCACUGGAAAUGCGAGUUCCUAUUCGGUUGUCAGGGCACACAUAGAAAAUCUGUAUUCAUUGUUGGAUGUGAUCAUUGCCUUUGGCGAUGGUCUUCUGCAUGAUUUUCUUAUCAUGCAUAGAAUGCUAUCUAUGAUGACCCAUGUGCUGGCAAACGUUUUUACUUCGCUGUUUGCUAAAGGCUUUGGUACAAAAGAAGAGGACACAAAUGAUGCCAGCCAGGAUUUAGUUCAAGAUCAAAGUGGAACAGGUAUGGGUGAGGGUAGUGGAAUGAACGAUGUCAGCGACCAGAUAAAUGAUGAAGAUCAGCUUAUUGGCACUUCCGCUGAUAGAGAUGAAGAAAGUACUCUUGGUGAGGCUCCAAGUAAAACUGACAAAGGAAUUGAGAUGGAGCAAGAUUUUGCUGCUGAUACCUAUAGUGUAAGUGAGGAUUCUGCGGAUGAUGAAGGCAAUGAAGAAAAUGAAGAACUGGAAUCUGCUAUGGGGGAGACUGGUGAUCGGGGUGAAGUAGCUGAUGAGAAACUAUGGGACAAGGGUGAUGAUAAUCCCAGUACCAUGGAUGAAAAGUAUGAGAGUGGUCCAUCAGUAAAAGACAGCGGUAUCAACAGAGAGCUUCGAGCAAAAGAUGAUGCUGAUGAAGCUGCUGAUGAAGCAGGAGAACUCAAUCCCGACAUAUUAGAGGAGCAAGCUGAUGAAAAUGGCAAUGAUGAAACUUGCGAAGGGAUGGAAGACAUAAAUAUGGACAAAGAGGAUGCAUAUGCAGAUCCUACUGGAUUGAAGCCUGACGAACAUGAUCAAGGUCCUGAAGAGGAUUGUAAUAUGGAUGAACCAGAGAUUGCUGAACCAAUGGUGGAAGAUGAUUUAAACCAGCAAGGUGACCCUGCUGAGGAAAAGAAUGAGGGGGGUGAAACAGCUGAUUCAGAUGCAACUUUUGAUGAGGCGGACCCUGAGCAUUUGGAUGAAAAUCCUGGAGGAGCUGAUGAAGAAGGUGAUCAUGCAGAUGACACGAAAAAGGAACCAGCAGAACAAAAUAGAAAGAUCCUGCAGUCGGACACUUCUCAUUCUGUGGGUGAUAAUGUCCCAACUGCUGUGUCUGCAUCUGAGCCUAGAGGUGAAUAUAAUCAAGCAAAUUUGAAAGAUGCAGCUCCUGAAGCGAAGGGAUCUGAUGUUGGUGGGCCUCAACAUGACCUUGCUCCCAUGAGAGGUUUGCCUGAUGCCUCUAUGGUUGAAAUCAUGGCUUCUGAUUCUUCAAAUGGCCAAAAGCUGGGCAGUGAUCAACCUGAAAAUCCUUUACCUCCAGCUGAUUCAUCGCAUCAACGGAUUCAGCCCAAUCCUUGUCGUAGUGUGGGUGAUGCCCUCGAGGGAUGGAAAGAUAGAGUCAAAGUCUCACUUGACCUACAGGAGAGCGAAGCUCCAGAUGAUAUGGCUGCUGAAAAUGCAAAUGAAUAUUCAUAUACUGCUGAAUUUGAAAAGGGAACAGCUCAAGCGCUUGGGCCAGCAACUGCUGAUCAAGUAGACAAAAAUGUACAUGGAAAUGAUCUGGAAGGGGAAAAUGCAACUACAGAGAGAAAAGAUGACAUUUCUGAAAUGGAGAUUGAGAGGCAGCUGUCUGAAGCACAUACUAUUAGUAAUUCCGCUUUAAGUUUCUGCAAUGACAAGGGCAAGCAAUCAGAGAUAAUGGACACUGAGGAGCAACCUGAAUCACCAUCAGAAGUUGAUGCUAGAGAUGAUACUGGUGUCACUAGUUUGUCUCAGAGUUUGGUCUCAGUGAAGAGGACCUUUUUGGUGGAGGACAUAAAUCGGCUUAGCGAGCUCUCGGUAGAUGAUGACGACCUAGGCAAGGCCCGUAACCUUGAAGAGGUAUCCGAUGAGAUGAGAAAGAAUGCUGCAACUCUCUGGAAAAAUUAUGAACUUCGCACUACGAGGUUGUCCCAGGAGUUGGCUGAACAGUUGCGUUUGGUAAUGGAACCGACUUUAGCUAGCAAGCUCCAGGGAGAUUACAAGACCGGGAAAAGAAUUAACAUGAAGAAGGUAAUUCCAUACAUAGCAAGUCAUUACCGUAAAGAUAAGAUAUGGCUAAGGAGAACUCGGCCUAACAAACGGAACUACCAAGUGGUUAUUGCUGUGGAUGACUCCCGCAGCAUGUCUGAGAGUGGUUGUGGACAUUUAGCCAUUGAAGCAUUGGUGACUGUUUGCCGUGCAAUGUCUCAGUUAGAAAUAGGGCAGCUGUCAGUUGCCAGCUUUGGUAAGAAGGGAAACAUUCGCAUAUUGCAUGAUUUUGAUCAGUCAUUCACUGGAGAGGCUGGUAUUAAGAUGAUCUCUAGUUUGUCCUUUAAGCAAGAAAACACAAUAGCAGAGGAACCCAUGGUUGAUCUUUUGAAGUACUUGAAUGACAUGCUCGACGCCGCUGCUGUUAAUGCACGGCUACCAUCUGGGCACAAUCCGCUAGAGCAGCUCGUUUUGAUAAUAGCUGACGGCUGGUUUCACGAGAAGGAGAACAUGAAACGCUAUGUCAGAGAUCUCAUGAGCAAAAAGCGAAUGGUCGCGUUUCUUGUGGUGGAUAGCCUACAGAAAUCCAUAUUGGACCUUGAGGAAGCGACCUUUCAGGGUGGAGAAGUUAAGCUUACAAAGUAUUUGGAUUCGUUCCCAUUCCCAUACUAUGUCGUGCUCAAAAACAUUGAAGCACUUCCUAGGACGCUUGCUGAUUUGUUAAGACAGUGGUUUGAGCUUAUGCAACAGUCGAGGGAAUAGGUUGCUUAUAUAACACAUGAUUCCUGUGAGAACCCCGAGAUAUAUACAUGUACAUAACACCUUUCUCGGCCUUUUGUCGAAGGUCAAGUGUACAGACAGACACAUGUAUAUAGGAGAAGCUUGGUGAAUCACAUCCUCGCAAUGUCUCCUUAUGGGAUAGCAUACAGUGCAGCUUUCUUGGCUUGAGCUUUCCUUUCCCACUGGAGGGGGUGCGAGUUUUAGGGGGUGGGUCGGGAGAGGUGUUUCUGUUUGCAGCUGACGCACUGUAUAGCUCUGUAAAGGGAAAAUGUCCUCUCUCCUACCUUACUGUCAUGUUGUAACUAUGGACGUUUACCUUAUAGUGCAAAGGUUUAAUAUUGCAAUCUUCAUGUUCCAAUCGAUUUGGUGGGUUGCAAUUUAGUGAUAAACAAUGUGGUGUAUUUCUUCCUA
Molecule: messenger RNA, 16862 nt
Organism: Nicotiana attenuata
Lineage: Eukaryota; Viridiplantae; Streptophyta; Magnoliopsida; Solanales; Solanaceae
Product: midasin
Exons: 77
Coding region: 138-16433 (5431 amino acids)
Biological process (GO): rRNA processing; ribosomal large subunit assembly
Cellular component (GO): nucleus; preribosome, large subunit precursor
Molecular function (GO): ATP hydrolysis activity; ATP binding
Source: RefSeq, a predicted model, not a curated record